Molecule: messenger RNA, 1302 nt
Organism: Trichoderma virens Gv29-8
Lineage: Eukaryota; Fungi; Ascomycota; Sordariomycetes; Hypocreales; Hypocreaceae
Exons: 1
Coding region: 117-1079 (320 amino acids)
Cellular component (GO): nucleolus; small-subunit processome
Molecular function (GO): RNA binding
Source: RefSeq, a predicted model, not a curated record
CGCCGCUUCUAGUGCAGUGCGACAGAAUUGCACUGCAUUGUAUUUCAACCAUCAAUUAAUCGAAAAAUUAGCCACACACGUCCAACUUGAGUUGGGACUAGACAGAAAGACGCACGAUGCCCUCGACACAUAAAAAGGACAAGCCCUGGGAUACCGACGAUAUCGACAAGUGGAAGGUCGAGACCUUUACUGCAAAGGACAAUGCCGGCGGCACAUUUACCGAAGAGUCAUCAUUCGUUACAUUGUUCCCCAAGUACCGCGAAGUCUACCUGAAAGAGGCAUGGCCGCUGAUUACCAAGGCGCUGGAGAAGCACGGCAUCGCCUGCACGCUGGAUCUCGUAGAGGGUUCAAUGACGGUCAAGACGACGAGAAAAACGUUUGAUCCCGCUGCCAUCUUGAACGCGCGCGAUCUCAUCAAGCUGCUGGCACGAAGCGUCCCUGCUCCCCAGGCCGUCAAAAUCCUAGAAGACGGCGUCGCGUGCGACAUCAUCAAGAUCCGAAACCUGGUGCGGAACAAGGAGCGAUUCGUCAAGCGUCGCCAGAGAAUACUGGGCCCCAAUGGCUCUACGCUCAAAGCGCUUGAGCUGCUGACGGAGACAUACAUUCUCGUCCACGGUAACACGGUGUCGGCCAUGGGACCUUACAAGGGCCUGAAAGAGCUGCGGAGAGUGGUCGAGGACUGCAUGAACAAUAUCCACCCCAUCUAUCACAUCAAGGAGCUCAUGAUCAAGCGUGAGCUUGCCAAGGACCCCGAGCUGGCCAACGAAAGCUGGGAUCGUUUCCUGCCAAACUUCAAGAAGAAGACGCUGAGCAAGAGACGGGUGCCGCUCAAGGUUACAGACAAGGCCAAGAAGGUCUACACGCCAUUCCCGCCGGCGCCUGAGAAGAGCAAGGUCGACAAGCAGAUUGAGAGCGGCGAGUACUUCCUCAGCAAGGAGGCCAAGGACAGGGCAGCGCUCAGUGACCGCAAGGAGAAGCAGAAGCAGGCAAAGGAUGACAGGGCAAAGGAGCGAGCGGCGGAAUUCGUGCCGCCAGAAGAGGACAGGCCCAAAAAGAAGCGGAAGAAGAGCUCUGAGUAAGAUGGCUGGCCUGGCUUUGAUACAUCAGGUGUUGGGACGGUUAGGAGCGUUUGUUUAUGUGUUUAGGAAGAAAAAAACUGCAAUAAUAUCCAGAGGACAUUUGACAAGGGCCAUUGUUCAUAGGAGCGCCUCGUUCCUCUGAGAUUGUAGAAGGCAAUGUGAAUAUGGCCUUUGUACAGUGCACCACACAACAGAUUUAUGUAUAAUACAAAAAUAUUUGUUC